AUGACUAUUGAACGCAGGAUAUUUCAUGUAAGGGGAAAAGUACCAAUGGCUGUAGACUUAAGGAUGUCUCGUGAAGCGGACGUUGCAUCGUCCGUCCGUGUAGACAUGCUGAUGCCGGCUCGACAUUCGGAUCCUAACCUCAUGGCAGGCAACGUGCCGUCCGCCAAUUACAAUGUAAUAUCUGAGAACCUGCGCAGAGUUACUCCGAAUGGAAUCCAGUGCUCAUUUUUCUGCGGUGGACGGCGAUGCAAAUACGAGACCCCUGACCACUGGGAUUCAGCUCACAUGGCAAUUGAUGGAAUAUUUUCUCACUGAAUUCCAAAAUCAUUAUCACACCAUCGCCUGCCCAACCAACCACCUCAGGUAUGUCCGAAAAGGCUGGGAAUUAAACCUGGAGGUAGAGAAGUGUGGAAUUUGAGAGUACAAAAGUCCUGUGAUGAAUAUGUAAUCAGUAUUUGA
Messenger RNA from Gryllus bimaculatus (two-spotted cricket), 459 nucleotides. The record is from the annotation of a GenBank genome assembly. Lineage: Eukaryota; Metazoa; Arthropoda; Insecta; Orthoptera; Gryllidae.